AUGGCCUUCAAUGAGUUUGAGGUCACGGCUGCGCCAAAGGUCGCAGAGGGCGAGGGCAAGAUGUUAACCGAUGAGCUUGUCCAGGUAAACGACAACGGUUCUUCUCCUACCUCGAACGAUCUGGACUGCGAGAAACAUGGAGCUAGCCGUCAAUCGAAUCCACUGCCCGAUCUCAAGCGGAAGUUGAAGAGCAGGCAUCUACAAAUGAUUGCCAUUGGUGGUACUAUUGGCACGGGUCUUUUCAUUAGUAGUGGUACCGCUAUCGCACAUGCAGGCCCUGUGGGUGCCCUCAUUGCCUAUAUCUUCGUCGGCUCCAUCGUCUACUCGGUCAUGACCUCCUUGGGGGAGGUCGCUACAUACAUUCCAAUCCCAGGAGCGUUCACGUCCUAUGCCACGCGAUUGAUCGACCCGAGCCUGGGUUUCGCCAUGGGUUGGAUUUAUUGGUUUUCCUGGGCCAUGACCUAUGCUCUUGAGCUGACCGCCACGGGUCUGAUCAUCCAAUUCUGGAAAUCUGACAUCCAGAUCGCCAUCUUUAUUGCUGUGUUCUGGGUGAUGAUCACAUUUUUCAACUUCUUGCCCGUCAGUUUUUAUGGCGAGUUGGAAUUCUGGUUCUCAAGCGUCAAAGUCAUCACUGUCGUGGGGUUCAUGGUCUUCGCUAUUUGCAUUGACGCAGGUGCUGGUGGCCGUGGCUAUCUUGGUUUCCGACACUGGGUGGACCCUGGGCCAUUUUCCCCCUACGAAGGCGUCCACCCCGAUUCUACCGCGAAAUUUGUCGGCUUCUGGGCUGUCCUGAUCCAGGCUGGAUUCUCGUACCAGGGCACUGAGCUCGUUGGUAUCGCGGCUGGUGAAACAGAAAACCCCCGCAAGACUGUUCCUUCGGCCAUCCGCAAAACAUUCUUUCGUAUCCUGUUCUUCUUUGUCCUGACCAUCUUCUUCAUCGGUCUGCUGGUGCCUUACACCAAUGAGAACCUUCUCACUGGUGGAAAUGACGCCAACUCCUCACCCUUUGUCAUUGCUGCCAGGCUUGCGGGUGUGAAGGUUCUCCCGGAUAUCAUCAAUGCGGUCCUGUUGACUGUGGUUCUUUCCGCUGCAAAUUCAAACGUCUAUAGUGGUAGCCGUAUCUUGAUUGGUCUGGCACAGGAAGGGUUCGCGCCACGCUUGUUCAAGAGGACUAGCAAGAAAGGUGUUCCCUACUACAGUGUUGCAUUCACCUCGGCUUUUGGUCUGCUUGGAUUCAUGAAUGUUUCCAAUGCUGGUAGCACUGUAUUCAACUGGUUCCUGAAUAUCUCCGGCGUGGCAGGCUUCAUUACAUGGGCAUCUUUGAAUGCUUGUCAUAUUGCGUUUAUGCGGGCUCUAAAGGCUCGCAACAUUUCUCGUGACCUCCUUCCCUACAAGGCAUUGUGGCAGCCAUGGUAUGCCUACUAUGGCUUGUUCUUUAACGUCCUGAUUAUCCUCACACAAGGAUUCACUGCCUGGAUUCCAACUUUCAGCGUCACCGAUUUUUUCGUCGCCUACCUCAGUGUGAUCCUUUUCGUUGUGCUCUACUUGGGCCACAAGAUCAUCUUCCGACCAGCAUUUGUGCGACCAAUCGAAGCAGAUAUCGAUACUGGCCGUGUCGCUUUGGAAAAUGAGAUGUGGGAGACAGUCACUCCCACCAAGUGGUAUAAGAAGUUGGGCAGCGCGAUUCUGGGAUAG
Aspergillus fumigatus Af293 is the source of this 1695-nucleotide messenger RNA. RefSeq names its product putative arginine transporter. Gene Ontology annotation, molecular function: amino acid transmembrane transporter activity. The record is from RefSeq and is a predicted model, not a curated record. NCBI's taxonomy places the organism in Eukaryota, Fungi, Ascomycota, Eurotiomycetes, Eurotiales, Aspergillaceae. Gene Ontology annotation, cellular component: membrane. Gene Ontology annotation, biological process: amino acid transmembrane transport.